Molecule: messenger RNA, 2520 nt
Organism: Solea solea (common sole)
Lineage: Eukaryota; Metazoa; Chordata; Actinopteri; Pleuronectiformes; Soleidae
Gene: kcnj11
Product: potassium inwardly rectifying channel subfamily J member 11
Exons: 1
Coding region: 407-1564 (385 amino acids)
Biological process (GO): potassium ion import across plasma membrane; regulation of monoatomic ion transmembrane transport
Cellular component (GO): plasma membrane
Molecular function (GO): ATP-activated inward rectifier potassium channel activity
Source: RefSeq, a predicted model, not a curated record
AACUGUCGCAGUUAUCGGUGCGCGCUCCGAAGUGGGCAGGGGCAGCGUGGCGCAAAUAUACGCCCGCUCGGGCAAAGUGGUUGAGUGACGGCGGCAGCUGCGAGGCUGGAAGAAGAGUCUCCUCAUGGGACAUCUCGGUUGUGGAGCGCCUGAUCUGGAGGGAACGUGAGGAGCUGCACACACAUACCUCCAGAAAACGGGCGACAACAGGAGUCCUGCGCCCGGCAGCUGCCGAGGAGCGAAAGUGUGGGAAGAGGCGCAGGAGAGAGAAAGAGAGAAAGAGAGAGAGAGAGAGAGAGAGAGAGAGAGAGAGUGAGUAGGAGGAGGGAGAGAACGCGUUCUCCAGGCGGCAGGAGACAAGAGGCUUCAAAGCUAAAAGCCCGUGUUUGCGUAUUAUGGGAGCGCUAUGUUGUCCAGGAAAGGACUCAUUCCUGAGGAUUACUUACUGACCCGUUUGGCUGAAGAUGUCCUGCAGCCCAAGUUCAAGGCGAAAGCGGGGAAAGCUCGCUUCAUAUCCAAGAGCGGCACCUGCAACGUAGCUCACACCAACAUCCGAGAGCAGGGUCGAUUCUUGCAGGACGUCUUCACCACUCUAGUAGAUUUAAAAUGGCUCUACACGCUCAUAAUAUUCACCAUGUCCUUCCUGUGCAGCUGGCUUCUUUUCGGGAUGAUCUGGUGGCUCGUUGCCUUUUCGCACGGGGACUUGGACCAAAGAGGAGACGACUUUGUCCCGUGCGUAACGGACAUUCACUCCUUCUCCUCCGCGUUCCUCUUCUCUAUCGAGGUCCAGGUGACCAUCGGCUUCGGUGCGCGUAUGAUCACGGAGGAGUGCGUCUCCGCCAUCAUCAUCCUCAUCAUGCAGAACAUCGUCGGCCUGGUCAUCAACGCCAUCAUGCUGGGCUGCAUCUUCAUGAAAACUGCGCAGGCCAACCGGCGCGCGGAGACGCUCAUUUUCAGCAAACACGCCGUCAUCUCCGUCCGAAACAACAAACUGUGCUUCAUGAUCCGCAUCGGUGACCUGAGGAAAAGCAUGAUCAUCAGCGCCACCGUGCGGAUGCAGGUGGUGAAGAGAACCACGAGCGAAGAGGGAGAGGUGGUGCCGCUGGACCAGAUCGACAUCCACAUGGACAACCCGGUGGGCACCAACGGCGUCUUCCUGGUGUCCCCGCUCAUCAUCAGCCACGUCAUCGACAAGGACAGCCCCAUGUACGAGAUGUCAGCCUCCGACCUGCAGCACAACGACCUGGAGGUCAUCGUGGUGCUGGAGGGGGUGGUGGAGACCACGGGCAUCACCACGCAGGCCAGGACCUCGUACGUGGCAGAGGAGAUCCUGUGGGGACAGCGCUUCGUGCCCACGGUGUCUGAGGAGGACGGCAUGUACGCGGUGGACUACUCCAAGUUUGGCAACACCGUGAAGGUCCCGACUCCGUGCUGCAGCGCCAAGUCGCUGGAUCAUGCAGGUGGAAUAGCUCGCUAUAAAUUGACCGAGGGCGUCACCUUGCGGGCGUCCGUGAGAAAGCAGCGGUCCUCCACGGUGGUCCGCAGGUCCAGGAUGGAGCGUUGACAAACGGACGACAAACGUGAACCUUGCCAGCAUUUUGUAUAAGAACGAAUCAAUCGUGGAGUUAAUGUCAUCCUAUUUAUUUGACAAAGAAGAGAAACACUGAUUUCUCCAUGCAGUUAUAAAACACACACACACAACGGCAUGGUUCUUUUUUCUUUUUUUUUUUACUCAGGGUGAAAUUGAAAAAUGUACAAAGUCAUAAUGCACUGAAUCUUUAGAGAUGUGACUUUUACACCAGAGCUACAGAGCUGAUAUAAUCUACUACUCAUGACAUAUUACAGGAACCGUAUGUAAGAAAUGUAUUGUAUUAAAGGGGCUAUAGAUAUUUAAAAUAUAGACACUAAAGGUAACUGUAUCUUACACACGUGUCUCUUCAAACAGAUAAAUGAAGAUGGUGUGUUAUUAGUUGAAAUACAAACAAAGUGUUGUAAUCACAAUCAUAAUUUAAAGCCUAAACAUUCUCUGUUCGACACAACAAGCUGCAGCUACGGCUCAGAAAGAGAGGAGAACCUGAGGAGAAGCAAAUAAAUGCAGGGUCUGCAUGUCAUAUCAUAUCUUUAUUGCUAUAUCUUACAUAUUAAAAGUAUAAUUCAACCAUAACCACUGUACAAAACCCACUAAAAUGAAUAUUUAACUUCUCUUUUCUCAAAGACAGCAUGUCUUUGUGUGCCGUCCUGUUGGGUUUUUAAUGUUCUGGUUUGGUUCUGUUAAAUGAACACAAGUUCUUUUGUGAUAUAUAAUAAUUAUUUUUGUAUUUUGAGGGGGGAACAUUUUUUGCAAAGCUCAUUGCAGUAGGAUUGUUUCAGGCAAGGGUUAGUUUGACCCAAGUCAGUCCCUAGCCCAGGGGUUGGGAACCUCUGCUUGAAUGAAUACAUAAUUUAUCUUUUAUUAUUAUAAUUAUUAUUAGGAGUGACCGCAUGUAAGGAAGAGUAAUAAAGGAGAAUGUUUCAUGCAAA